Vitis riparia (riverbank grape) is the source of this 2340-nucleotide messenger RNA. RefSeq names its product putative disease resistance protein RGA4. NCBI's taxonomy places the organism in Eukaryota, Viridiplantae, Streptophyta, Magnoliopsida, Vitales, Vitaceae. Bases 1 to 2340 code for a protein of 779 amino acids. The transcript has a single exon. The record is from RefSeq and is a predicted model, not a curated record. Gene Ontology annotation, biological process: defense response to other organism. Gene Ontology annotation, molecular function: ADP binding; protein binding.
AUGGCUGAAACACUCCUUUCAAUUGUCUUGGAGCAGUUGGCUUCGGUGGCUCGACAGCGGAUUGAACAAGAAGUAAGACUGAUGGUGGGUGUUAAGAAAGAAGUUCCACACCUCACAGAGGUGCUCCAGACCAUUAGAGCCGUUGUUGCAGACGCGGAGAAACGACAAGUGACGGAAGAGCGUGUAAAAGUUUGGUUGGAGAGGCUCAAGGACAUGGCCUACCAAAUGGAGGACGUGGUGGAUGAGUGGAGCACUGCUAUUCUCAAAUUACAGAUUGAGAGAGUUGAAAAUGCUGCCAUGCCUAAGAAAAAGGUAAGCUCCUGCUGCAUUAUUCCCUCUCCUUUAAUUUGUUUCAAGCAAGUUGCUUCCCGUCGUCACAUCGCUCUUAAGAUUAAGGACAUAAAGGAACGACUAGAUGAUAUGGAAAGGGAGAGAAUUACAUUUAAUUUUGUCUCUAGUUGGAGUGAGGAACGACCACAGCGACUUAUAACUACCUCUGCAAUUGAUAUUUCAGAGGUGUACGGUCGGGAUAUGGAUAAAAACACCAUAUUAUACCAUCUGUUGGGUAACAAGUGUCAAGAGAAAUCUGGCCUCUACAUAGUCUCCAUAGUUGGGACUGGAGGCAUGGGCAAAACAACCCUUGCUCAACUAGCCUACAACCACCCAGAGGUGAAGGCCCAUUUUGAUGAAAGAAUAUGGGUCUGUGUCUCUGAUCCUUUUGACCCAAUCAGAGUUUGUAGGGCUAUUGUUGAGGCCCUCCAAAAAGAGUCUUGUAAUCUCCAUGAUUUGGAAGCUUUACAGCAAAAAAUUCAAACUUGUAUUGCUGGAAAGAAGUUCCUUCUUGUGCUAGAUGACGUGUGGACCGAAAACCAUCAAUCGUGGGAACAACUGAAGAACACUCUCACCAGCGGAGCUGUAGGGAGUAGAAUUCUAGUGACCACACGUAAAGAGAGUGUUGUUAAGAUGAUGGGAACUACAUACAUGCAUUCCUUAGGGGAAUUGUCCAGGGAGCAAUCUAGGGCAUUAUUCCAUCAAAUAGCUUUCUUUGAAAAGCGUAGUUGGGAGAAAGAGGAAGAAUUAAAAGAAAUUGGUGAGAAUAUAGCAGACAAAUGCAAGGGCUUGCCCCUCGCUAUAAAAACUUUAGGGAACCUCUUGCGCUUAAAAAAUAGCGAGGAAGAAUGGAAGAACGUAUUGAAUAGUGAAGUAUGGCAGCUGGAUGAGUUUGAGAGAGAUAUUUCCCCUGCUUUGUUGUUGAGUUAUUAUGAUCUGCCCCCUGCAAUUCAACGCUGCUUCUCAUUUUGUGCUGUUUUUCCAAAAGACUCAGAUAUUGAGAGAGAUGAGCUGAUCAAGUUGUGGAUGGCACAAAGCUAUCUCAAAUCUGAUGGGAGUAAAGAGAUGGAGAUGGUUGGGAGAACGUACUUUGAAUAUUUAGCUGCUCGGUCUUUCUUCCAAGAUUUUGAAAAAGAUGAUGAUGGUAAUAUAAUAGGUUGUAAGAUACAUGAUAUAGUGCAUGAUUUUGCUCAAUUUUUGACUCAGAAUGAAUGCUUUGUUGUGGAGGUUGACAACCAAAAAAAGGGGAAUAUGGACUUAUUCUUCCAAAAGAUUCAUCAUGCCACCUUAGUUGUUCGAGAAAGUACCCCUAAUUUCGCCUCCACUUGUAACAUGAAGAAUCUUCACACCCUCUUGGCUAAGGAAGCAUUCAAUAUUUCAAGUGUUCUUGAAGCCUUACCAAAUUUGUUAAGGCAUUUGACAUGUCUCAGGGCAUUGGAUUUGAGCAGCAAUCCGUUGAUUGAGGAACUUCCUAAGGAGGUAGGAAAAUUGAUACAUUUAAGAUACCUUAACCUAUCAAAGUGUUAUAGUUUGAGAGAGUUGCCUGAAACAAUUUGUGAUUUAUAUAAUUUGCAAACCUUAAAUAUUCAAGAAUGUCACAUUCUUCAGAAACUACCACAGGCAAUGGGUAAAAUAAUUAAUUUGAGGCAUCUUGAAAAUGAUCGUGCUGAUGAUUUGAAGGGCUUGCCAAAAGGAAUUGGAAGAUUAAGCUCUCUUCAGACACUGGAUGUUUUCAUUGUGAGUAGUCAUGGCAAUGAUGAAUGCCAAAUAAGAGACCUGAGAAACUUGAACAAUCUAAGAGGAGGUCUUUCCAUUGAAGGGUUGGAUGAAGUGAAAGAUGAUGGGGAGGCAGAAAAAGCAGAAUUGAAGAAUAGGGUACACCUCCAACGUUUGGAAUUGAAAUUUGGUAGAGAGGAGGGGACAAAGGGUGUGGUUGAAACUCUACAACCCCAUCCAAACUUGAAAUCUCUACUUAUAUACAAUUAUGGUGAUAGAGAGUGGCCCAAUUAG